ACAAAAAUAAUUCGCAAAAGAAGUUGGACUUAAUUUCAUUACCGAAGUGAAUAAAUCGAAUGGAAAUUAUUUAUAAAAAAAUGAGAGUUAUAUUUGUUACGUCAGCAUUGAUUCUCUUCUUGGUCUUCUUGGAAAAUGCUGAAGGAAAAAUGAAUUUUCAACAACUAGAGAAUAUGGCUAAAGGUCCAAAAAAAUCGUGUCAGAAAUCGACUGAAUGUCCCCAAGAACUAUUAGAAGCUGGAAAAAAUGGACAGUUUUCACCGGUACGAGAAUUUCAGUGUUUCUUCAAGUGCAUUUUCGAUAAGAUGAAAGUGAUGAAGAAUGAUCAAAUUUCAUGGCCAGCUAUGAACCAACAAUUGGAGCUCUUGUUAAAUCCGGAAUUAGCAGAAAGAUUUGCUGUUGCGAUAGAAGCAUGCCAAUCAAAAGCAAUAAGUGAAGAUAUGUGUGAAGCUACAUACCAAUUCGCGGUGUGUUUAUGGGAACACGAUAGUUCGCUUUAUUUCUUGUCAUGAAGUUCCAAUAAAUCCGAAGAUUCUAGCAACUAGAUGAACAGACAUAACAGAAAUUAAGUAAUAAAUGUAUCCUAGGAGAACUAGUGAUAAUAUAGAUACCAUCCACAAUAAUUUAUAUAAACGGAUAUAAUUAGUAUACAUCUAAUAAUUUUCUAAAGCUAAAAAUGGAUUAUUUUGAUUAGUUUAAUUUCCUUUAAGUUUUAUAUUACACAACAUAGAAAACAAUAUAAAGUGUGGCACAUA
Molecule: messenger RNA, 755 nt
Organism: Belonocnema kinseyi
Lineage: Eukaryota; Metazoa; Arthropoda; Insecta; Hymenoptera; Cynipidae
Exons: 6
Coding region: 60-512 (150 amino acids)
Molecular function (GO): odorant binding
Source: RefSeq, a predicted model, not a curated record